Molecule: messenger RNA, 591 nt
Organism: Lolium perenne
Lineage: Eukaryota; Viridiplantae; Streptophyta; Magnoliopsida; Poales; Poaceae
Source: RefSeq, a predicted model, not a curated record
AUGACCCGCGCUCCACCCCGUCGAUCUCGGAGCUCCUCCACACCAGACCUCCCGCCGCUGCUGGAGCUUCUCCACGCCCGACCUCCUCCCCGCCGCCGGAGCUCCUCCACGCCCGGCCUCACCCCCGCCGCCGGAGCACCUCCACGCCCAACCUCACCCCCGCCGCCGGAGCUUCUCCCCGCGGUCGGAGCUUCUGCCCCCUCCUCCCGCCGACGAGCUCCUCCACACCAGACCUCCCGCCGCCGCCGGAGCUUCUCCACGCCCGACCUCCUCCCCGCCGCCGCAGAUCCUCCACGCCCGGCCUCACGCCCGCUGCCGGAGCACCUCCACGCCCGACCUCACCCCCGCCGCCGGAGCUUCUCCCCGCGGCCGGAGCUUCUCCCCGCUCCUCCCGCCGAUGAGCUCCUCCCCUCCUCCCAGAUCGACGGGGUUGCACGAGUCGCGUCGUCACCAUACCGCCUGCUCACCCUCUCCUCGGCCUAUGUCGUCACCAAAGUUGUAUUCGAGUCAAUUAUUUGGCGUGUAUUCAUUUUAGUUAUAGAUACAGUUAGGUUGUAUUCGAGUCAAUUAUUUGGCGUGUAUUCAUUUUAG